GACAUCACCUGCAGUACCGUUAGCGGAGUCAGUGGGUUUACUGUACGGGAUGUUUUUAAAUGUUCCCGCCGAGUCACUACUGAGAUGAAUCAUGGGAAAGCGACGGAGGAAGAGAGGGCGUGAACACAGAGAUUCGUAUGGGUUUAAGAUCUCUGAGCUGCUGACCCAACUGGCUGUGAGAACCACACCCCCUAAUGGGCCCCUCACCCGUAACGUCAGCCUCCUCCCCUCCUUCACCCUCCCCGCGGUUCGAGAAACGACCGCCACCACCCGCUCCAAGGCCCAUCUCCCAGAAUGCAUCAUGAGACUCUCAGACACCCAGUGUCGGAAAUGGUACCACCAGAGACAAGCCACGCCCUUCUCCGCCUCAACCCCCACCCCAGCCCUUAACCCUAGGCCUGCCCCCAACACCCCGGGACACACCACUGCUCCCGCCUCCGCCAAUAGCAGCCAACCAGGGAGAGAGAGACCCAGCCUGGUUUCCCCUGAUUUGUUUUUCCUACCCUAUCUUGCGGCACGGGAAACUGCGAAGGGCUGUGAUUCGCUGUCAUUGUUGAGGGAUCUGUUCCAGAGGGGUGAGGUGUGUCCAGACAUCCUGGGGGUGAAGGAGUGGUCGAGCCAGAGACCUGCUGCCUGGACCAAUGAUACAGCAGUAGCACCACAACGUAUGUCGAUAGAACCUGGUGUGGCUAGCGUGCAUUACUUUGAGGACCUGAGGGACCUGCAGAGGAAGUUGUUCAGGGGGAUCCUGUGGACGUCCAGCAGGGGUCGCGACCUUUGAGCGGGGUGACCAUGACAACCUCUCCAGGACUUUAUACACCGUCAGCCUCAAACGCACCUCCCACAACACCUCCCUCCUCUGUUCCUCCACCACAACACCUCCCUCCCCUGCUCCCCCCACCACGCCUCCCUCCUCUGCUCCCCCCCACAACCCUACCUGGAAUACAUUUAAUAAAAAUAUUAUGUAAAUGUCCUAAAGCGCAAAUAUACAUUAUCUGAUUUAAAUAUACAUUAUCUGAUGACAUUGCUUUAGAAAGGGGCACAAGACAGGGAUGUCCCCUCUCCCCUCUUCUGUUUGCACUGGCAAUUGAACCACUUGCAGAAAGAAUUAGACAGGACCCACACGUAACAGGUAUCAGUAUUGGUAAACAUGAUUAAGGGAGUGUUGGAACAUAACAAACAAAAUUACAGUUAAGGAAAAUGGAUGCUUAAUCCAGUAUAAACUCAUGUAUAGAAUAUUAUACAAGAGACAAAAUUCACAACUUCUACAGCACAACG
Salvelinus sp. IW2-2015 is the source of this 1278-nucleotide messenger RNA. RefSeq lists its product as uncharacterized. The record is from RefSeq and is a predicted model, not a curated record. Lineage: Eukaryota; Metazoa; Chordata; Actinopteri; Salmoniformes; Salmonidae.